UUGUGCAGGUUGCCGCGACCAGGCGGAGCGGGACGGGAUUUGUCCCCCCUCCUCUUCUCCUCCCCAUCUUUGCCCAUUUGCUGGCUGUGAGCGGGGCUGGCUGCCUCUCCAGCUGCCUCCCUUUCGGUCGCCUUUGUUUUUCCUCGGAUUCUUCUCUUGUGCAACAGGGGGGCGAGGCUGCCCUCUUCUUCUCCUCCUCCGCGGCAUUUCGGACCCGACGGAACCCAUGAAGUCGCUGCGGGUCCGCAGGGCAUCGCCACCCUCGUGGGGUUCGGGGACCCCCGGGCUCCUCACCCCACACUGAGCCGCCCGUGGCCGCGUCCCGGGACGCCCCAUGGCACCGCCGCGAUGCUGGCGUCCGGAGCCCUGGAUUUCCAGAAGACGCGCUACGCCAGGUUCAUGAACCAUCGUGUUCCCUCCAACCGCAGGUACCAGCCGACAGAUUACGAGCAUGCGGCCAACUGUGCCACACACGCGUUCUGGAUCCUGCCCAGCAUCCUCGGCAGCUCCAUCCUCUACGUCCUCUCCGACGACCGGUGGGAGACCAUCUCAGCCUGGAUCUAUGGCUUUGGCUUGUCCAGCCUCUUCAUCGUCUCCACCAUCUUCCACACCAUCUCCUGGAAGAAGAGGCAUCUCAGGACCGUGGAGCACUGCUUGCACAUGUUCGACAGGAUGGUGAUUUACUUCUUCAUUGCAGCAUCAUAUGCUCCAUGGCUGAACCUAAGGGAGCUGGGGCCCUGGGCCUCCCACAUGCGCUGGAUCAUCUGGAUCAUGGCAUCUGUCGGCACCGUCUACGUGUUCUUCUUCCACGAGAGGUACAAGCUGGUGGAGCUGGUGUGCUACGUGAUCAUGGGCUUCUUCCCUGCCUUGGUCAUCCUCUCCAUGCCCAACAGGGAUGGCCUCCCAGAGCUGGUGGCCGGCGGGAUUUUCUACUGCCUGGGCAUGAUCUUCUUCAAAAGUGAUGGCCGCAUCCCCUUUGCCCACGCCAUCUGGCACCUCUUCGUGGCCAUUGGAGCUGGCAUCCAUUACUAUGCCAUUUGGAGGUACCUCUACCGGCCCGAUGCACUGGAGGCCAAAACGUCCCGAUAGACGCCUUAAGGACACUUCACAUCCAUGGGGACAUGGAAGGGGAGCAGGGAGGGGAGCCUGGGCCGUGGGCUCACCCUGAAGCCUCCUGCUGCCCCCUGCAUGAUUUUGAUUUUAAACAGAUUUUUCUUUUUUAACCUUGAGAACUGUUUAUUUUUUUAGGCAAUGUUUUCAUAACAUGGUGACCACCUGAAGGGCUGCAGGCAAUAGGGGAGCUUCGCUCACCCUGCUAACCCCAAGCAUCCCACUGGGGCCGUGUCCCCACACUUCCUUGGCUGGUGACACCCUGGGGACCUGCAGCAAGCUCACAGCCAUCCCAGCCUGCGGAGGCAGAGUGGAGCCCCCUAAAAAAGGCCUGAGUGGAGCUCUCAUUGGCACACCUGCUUGGUCUACAAAUGGUCAGAAAUCAUUUCAGCAUCAGCCUUCCCCUCCCAUGCUCUUGACAGGAAGGUCCUGAAUCAACAAAGCCUUACUUGCCAUUGAAACUUGAAUCUCUUCCAGCGUUCCCCAGACUCCAAUGCACCAGAAAACCCUUUCUCCAAACCAGUAUUAAGCACACGUCUUGUGUGUUCCCCCUGGACAGGCCCUCAGAGCCCUCCCAGCUGUUUUCUCCUAGGGUCUCUUGGUUUCCUUGCUGCUCUCGGUGUCACCUGGCUGCAUUUGGGCUGUCCUGACCCUGGAGCUUGAAGUGCUCAGCCUUGGUUUCAUUAUCCCAGGAGAAGGCCUUGGUAGUGGCUCCACACAGCCAUGCCAUUUUGCAGCAAAUUACCAAAGAGAAGUUUCCCAGAUGCUCUUCCCCUCUUGACAUGGUGGCUGUAGUCUUCAUGUGGGCAAAAAAAACCCUUUUCCAUAGGCAAAGGGUUCCAAGAAGGGGCUGUGCCCUGCGUCCAGCCUGGCACAGGGCUGCUGGGGCUCUGCCCUUGGUGUCCCAGAGCAGCCUUCAGCCUGGAGGGCUCUCAGGGUGACAGGAGGUCUUGGGGACAGGAGGGGAUGGACCUGGUGAGGUCUCUGUCAUCACUUCCCCCAAGUCCCCAGGAUGCGGCCUUUGUUCCUUUGCCCAACACUUCUCAGCCCUGUGGGAGGGAGAAGAGGGAAGAACUGAGCACUGAGUGAUGGGCAGUUUGUGGGGUGAAUUUGGGGUCAGAAUAGAAGGUCCAAGACUGCAAGCUGCCAUUUUUUGCUAUCUGGCAAGUCAUUACUCUGUGCCUCAGUUUCCCCAGCUGUAAAUUGGGGGUGCAGACAGUGACCAAUCUCACAGGGCUCAGUUUGGGCUCUGUGGAGCAGCUGGAGGAUGGCUGGUCAUUCGCAGGCACUGUGCUCCAUCUGUCCCUGAGUUUGUCACCAGUGGUACAUGGUGGCACUGGGUUGAGUGCACCCAGCUCUCCUCCCCCACACCGAGGAUCAGCCCCAUUGCAACAUCCCCUGGCAGAGGCUGCCCGUGGGGUUUUGUCCCUGGGCUUUGUCCCACACCAUUUAUCUCAGAAGCGUGCUGGGGACGUGCAGCCCAGAAGGACCUUUCUGAGGCCACCACAGAGCACACUGAGGACAUCACCACUCGCCUAUCCCCAUGCUGAGCCUCUCCUUUAUGUGCCCUUUCCUUGUACAGCGGGGCAGGAUGCACAACAUGCUAUCUGUUUGUCAGCCUAUUUCGUACUAAUUUUAAACAAUUCGUAACGUCUGUGAAGGAGCUCCCUUUUUAGCAUCUUGUAUUUUUCACCAUCCGUUCUUGGUCAAGCAGUAUUUUAUAUUUAACACAGUACUGGAUCAAAUUAAAAGCAAAACUGAGGAAGAUAACACUAGCGAAUGAUGUUUCCUGUGGAGUAGGGUUGAAAUAAAAACUCAAGAUACCUCA
Lagopus leucura (white-tailed ptarmigan) is the source of this 2938-nucleotide messenger RNA. RefSeq names its product monocyte to macrophage differentiation associated 2 (gene MMD2). The record is from RefSeq and is a predicted model, not a curated record. The transcript is spliced from 7 exons. Gene Ontology annotation, cellular component: membrane. Bases 349 to 1089 code for a protein of 246 amino acids. Gene Ontology annotation, molecular function: pore-forming activity. Lineage: Eukaryota; Metazoa; Chordata; Aves; Galliformes; Phasianidae.